Protomyces lactucae-debilis is the source of this 480-nucleotide messenger RNA. RefSeq lists its product as uncharacterized. Lineage: Eukaryota; Fungi; Ascomycota; Taphrinomycetes; Taphrinales; Protomycetaceae. The transcript has a single exon. The record is from RefSeq and is a predicted model, not a curated record. The coding region runs from base 1 to 480 and encodes 159 amino acids.
AUGUCGUGGUUCUGGUCCUCAAGCUCAGCUGCUGAAUCAACUUCGAACGUCUAUGAUGGUCUCGAUGCUGACUUGAAAGACUUUGCGCAAGGCAAGACGCCAAAUGCCGGCAAGGCAGACGCUCACACUGCUUCUGGACCUCGGCCUACUCUGGGCGACACGGUCGACCUUGUCAAACAAAGCACUAAAGCUCGGCGAUCGCUUGUGAAUGCGGGCGCGGUAUUUAAUUGUGCCUUGGCCGAGUCUGAGCUGAAUGAGUGCUUUCGUUCCGGCUCAUGGUGGGACAAGGCCAAGCUAUGUGAGAUACAAAAGAAGGCCUUCUGGGAAUGUUUGAGCAUCAACAAGCAAGAGCUGAUGAACAAUGGCUACGGCCAGUAUGGCAAUGGCGAAGAAAAGAAUGCCGCUUUGUUGGAACAAGCAGAUGAAAACUACCUCAGACAAGCGCGUGAAGCAGCCGCUGCUGAAGGCACGCCAAGCUAG